Molecule: messenger RNA, 981 nt
Organism: Colletotrichum karsti
Lineage: Eukaryota; Fungi; Ascomycota; Sordariomycetes; Glomerellales; Glomerellaceae
Product: valacyclovir hydrolase
Exons: 1
Coding region: 1-981 (326 amino acids)
Source: RefSeq, a predicted model, not a curated record
AUGUCCGACGCGUCCAAAGACCUCGUCCUGCCCCGUCCGGGCGGGGCCUACGGCUCGCAAGCGCCGAUACCGGGUGCGUCCGAAGAAGCCUUCACGGCGGCUUUCGGCGCGCUACUUCCGCCCGCCCAAUAUCUCACCACGCCCACCGGCAAAGCCGCCUACUUCGAGAUACCCCCUUCCUCGCCCGGGGACGGCGCGAACGCACCCGAUCGCGUUCUUUUUAUCCACGGCGUGCAGACCCCUGCCCUGGGCAUGCUGCCGCUUGCCAAGGCUUUGCACGCGUCGUUUCCUCAGACGCACUUUGCGCUGGUCGACCUCUGGGGUCACGGGCUGACCGACACGCCCGUCGUCCCCCACGAACCGAGAAUCUUCCACGAGCUUCUGGAUGCUCUGCUGGACCAGCUCGGUUGGCCUUGCGCCCACCUCGUUGGGUACUCGUUCGGGGCCGCCUUGACGGUGGGAUACGUAGCCUCACGGGCGUCGCGGGUGAAGAGUUUCGUUCUCGUUGCGCCCGCCGGGCUCCUCCGCGCUUCUGAAUUCACCGCGGAGCAGCAAAACUACUUGCGCGGCAACGACGUCGACGAGACUGCCGCGCGGAAGUUCACUCUUAACUUCCUCGAGGGUGGGGAUUUGGUAGUGCCCACAGACUGGAAGGAGCGCGUCGCCAAGGGAGAAGUUGUUGCCGAGGCCGUGAGGGAGUGGCAGAUGCGCGAGCAUCCCGGACACACGGCUUCUGUUGUUGCCAUUUUCAGGGACGGCGGUGUCUUUGACAACGAUGCUGAGUUUGUUCGGGCGGUUGGCACUGGCAUCCCGUCGCUGGUGGUGCUGGGAGAACUGGACGAUUUGUGCAGUGAGGGUCAGAUUAAGGAACUCGGCUUGAGAAACGUUGUUGUGGUCCCCAAGGUUGGACAUGCCGUGGUCAGGCAAAGAGUACCAGAAGUGGCGGCAUCUAUCAGUGGCUUCUGGAAGAAAGAAGCUUGA